Brienomyrus brachyistius is the source of this 3669-nucleotide messenger RNA. Its product is annotated as germinal-center associated nuclear protein-like. The transcript has 21 exons. Bases 434 to 3535 code for a protein of 1033 amino acids. Gene Ontology annotation, biological process: mRNA export from nucleus. The record is from RefSeq and is a predicted model, not a curated record. NCBI's taxonomy places the organism in Eukaryota, Metazoa, Chordata, Actinopteri, Osteoglossiformes, Mormyridae. Gene Ontology annotation, cellular component: nucleus; cytoplasm; transcription export complex 2. Gene Ontology annotation, molecular function: RNA binding.
GGGGCGAUGAGGGGGAGAAUGCAGGGGAGGCAGCGGCUAAGGGUACCAAGCGGAAGGAGGAGAUGGUGGAGCAUUUAUCAGAGGAGCCCCAAGUUGGUGCUGACUCCGCCCCCAGGCACCCUCCCAAGAGGCCCCUGGUCCGGGGCCGGGGGCCUGUCAGCAGCAUCUUUCGCAGUGCCUUGACCAGCAUCCUGAAGACACCGGCCCUACAGACCCGGCGAGAGCCGAAGAGGAGUGAGGAGCCACAGCCAGACUGGGGGGAGGCGGAGCACCAGGGUUCGAUGGCACCGACCACUCACCCUCAACGCCGCCAAGGUCACAGGCCCCAACCCGGGAGGUCCUUGAGAGGGCGGAGGAGUUGGAUCCCGAAACUGAGGCAGCAUCAACAGUGAGACGUGCCCGCCGCCUGGACAGCACAGACAGCCUGGGGGGGAUGUCACCCUCCGAAGCCAUGGUGCUCCAAUGCAAGAACAUUCCAGCCAGUCUUAACAGCAAGGACAUCCUGGGGGAACAUUUCCGCCAGUUCGGACGUGUGCAGCGGAUCUUCUGCAGGCCCCAGAAGAACCUGGCCAUAGUGCACUUCCACGACCAUGCUUCUGCUGCCAAAGCCAAGAAGAAGGGCAAACUGCUGCGCAGGCAUGAGCUCACCAUCUUCUGGCAGAGGAAGAAGCAGAGUCCAGGAGAGAAGGGCCAAAGGCCUCCAGAUGACCCUGAUCCUCAGAGCCAGGCAGGAGGCUUUGAGUCAGCCCCUGUCUGCAAAGCCCUCUCCAAAUCCACCUCCGGCUGGUCCUCCAGCUCAUCCCUAUCCAGAGGGUCACCAGCCAAGAAACCCCUGGCGACAAAGGCCCUGCAGUUUGAGAGUGAGCCGCAGAUGGAGCCCAGCCCAGACGGCCUCGAAUCCGAACAUCUAGCCAGCAGCCUCCCCUCUCCCCUCUUCCACCUGAUUGGCCAGGUAGCUGAAACCGCAGAGGAGAAGUAUCGUCUGCUAGAGCAGCGGGACAAGAUCCUGCGACAGGCUCGGCCCAAGAGGACCGACCUGGAUCUGUCCAAGGUGUUUGUGGGUACGUGUCCUGACAUGUGUCCGGAGAAGGAGCGUUACAUGAGGGAGACCCGGAACCAACUGAGCUCUUUUGAGGUCAUCCCCAACACGGAGAAGGUGGACCACACUGCUGCCAUUAAGGAGUACAGCAGGUCCUCUGCUGACCAGGAGGAGCCCCUCCCCCAUGAACUGCGGCCCCUUACUGUGCUGAACAUGACCAUGAACUACCUGGUUACCCAGGUCAUGGACCAGGGUGAGGACAACUACCGUGACUGGUAUGACUUUGUGUGGAACCGCACACGAGGUAUCCGGAAGGAUAUCACUCAGCAGCACCUGUGCGACCCGCUUACGGUGUCCCUUAUUGAAAAGUGCGCCCGCUUCCACAUCCACUGCGCACACCACCUGUGCCAGGAGCCCAUGAUGUCCUUUGAUGCUAAGAUCAACAAUGAAAACCUGACCAAAUGCCUGCAGAGCCUCAAGGAGAUGUACCAGGACCUGGCCAGCAAGAACAUCUACUGCCCUCAUGAGGCAGAGUUUCGGCAGUACAGCGUGCUCCUGAAGCUCAAUGAUGGAGACAUCCUCCGGGAGGUGCAGCAAUUCCGGGCGGAGCUCCGAAACUCUCCGGAGGUGAAGUUUGCCGUCCAGGCCUUUGCCGCUGUGAACAGCAACAACUUCGUGAGGUUCUUCAAGCUGGUCAAGGUGGCCUCGUAUCUGGCUGGUUGCAUCUUGCACCGCUACUUCGACCAGGUGCGCCGUGAGGCUCUGCGGGCCCUGAAUGUGGCCUACAGCUCCCGUGGUUCCACCACAUUCCCGGUCGAAGACCUGGUCCGGAUGCUCAUGUUCCAGAAUGCCGGCGAGGCUUCGGACCUCGCGCUGCAGUAUGGGCUCGCGGUCGAUGCAGGCAUGGUGGAGCUAAGCCGGACAGCGUACCAGGAGCCUGAGAUCCAGCCACGUCCAAAGCGCUCUGUGGCCAUCGCAAGGAAGCGGGAGGUGCUGGUGGGCCAAGUGGUCAACGGCGCGCCACUGCCCAACCCACCCCAACACACACCCGUCAACAGCUUUGACAGCCGCAACAAGUACCGUGGGGAUGGGCAGCCAGCGGAGGCAGGCAGUGUGCCCAGGGCUGCAGCCUCCCCUCAGAGGCCCCCCAUUGAGCUGGAUGCGCGGGCCCUCCAGCACCGAUCCAAGAUGCCGAGCGACCCAGCGGAGUCAGCUGGCCUCCCUGGUAGAGAGGAGAGUGGAGCACUUGGGGCAUCUCCGUCGGAGGCACCACCAGUCGCCCCACCUACGCCUCCCCCACCGGAGCCCGUUUACACAGAGCAGGACAUCGCCACGGAGGUAGAGGCCAUGCUGGAGGAGGUAGUGCAGGCCGAGGUGGCUGACGUGGCUGCCACCGGAGCCGAGUACAUCUCUGCUGCACUCAGCAUGUGCAACGGCCAGGUGGAGGCAGUGCUGAGUGAGGUGGUGGAGCAGAUGCUGCAGGAGGUUUCUGCUGCCGAGAUCCAGGCAGAGAGGGAGCAUAUCGCUGAGGAGAAGCGCAGGAUGGAGGAAGCCAGGAGAAAGCAGGAACACGAGGAGCUCCUGGCCCGGCUCAGCAAGACACUGUGUGCCGAGAUCACACAGGAGGUGCUGCGCGACUGCAUCGUGGAGACUGCCUCAACAGAGAUCAGGCGUGCCCAAGAAGAGCAGGCAGAAUGUGUGGCUCGCAGCUCACAAGACGUGUGUGAGGUACUGCUGGAGGAGACGCUGUGUGGUGAGCUCACCCUGCUGGCCCAAGACGUCCUGGAAGCAGAGCUUCUGAGUAUACGCAGGUUCAUCAAAAGGUGGCGUGAUGUGGUGGCCGUGCGCAGGCAGCUGAAGCGACAGAUGCGUGAUUUUCCUGCUGCCCCUGGCUGUGUGGACCCCCGCUUCAGGCUGCAGGCCUUGGCCCCCAGUGCCCCCCCCUCACCCUGCCUGGACAGGCUGGCCCGGGGCGUGGUCAACCUGGGGCACGCUGGGGACCUCUCUGUUUCCUGCACCAGGUUGGCGAAGAUGCGAAGGGAAACCGAGCAUCAGAUGAAGGUCCACUUGUUCUACCAGCAGCUCCUGAGCGAAUCUGUGUGGGGGCCACUGGACCUGCUCAGUCUGGUGGCAGCAAGCGUCUCGAACCCAUCUGACACAAUCUUCUGGAAGGCAGCCCUCUUGUUGCCAAGUGAUCAUGAAAGAGAUGCCAGUGUUGCUAACCAGAUUUUGACAGAAUGGCUGGAGUCCAAAUUCGGUAACUCGGAGAAGCAAGAACACAGGGAGAUGGUCCCCCAACGGACACAUGCAAACCUUGAGCAUCAGCAGCGGCCUGCGGAGCGUGGGGGAGCGCAUGCACACAGUGCACGUGUGUGUGAAGGUGGCCCGCGGGCCCCUCAGCGAGGAAGGCCAGUUGGCAUUGGAGAAGCGGAAGGGGCUGAUGGGCAUGGGCGCCCUGCUGAUGCUGCUGCCCUCGGCAGUCAGUCCCGGGGCUGAUGAGGAAGACGGGGACAUCUUCCUGUUAUCCGCCCUGCUGCAGCUCCGGCAGAUCCAGCAGGCUAAUGCCUGGCCACAGGCCCUUCCUCUGGUGGUGGUGGUCCCAGGGCAGGCUGGGCACAGGGCCAGCGAUG